Messenger RNA from Electrophorus electricus (electric eel), 4450 nucleotides. RefSeq names its product tetratricopeptide repeat domain 9B (gene ttc9b). The record is from RefSeq and is a predicted model, not a curated record. Gene Ontology annotation, molecular function: protein binding. NCBI's taxonomy places the organism in Eukaryota, Metazoa, Chordata, Actinopteri, Gymnotiformes, Gymnotidae.
GAUGUCCCAUUUCAGACGUUUUUAAUGGCUUUCAUGAUCCUGGAAGGUGACUGGGAAUGUCUUGCAUCUGUGUCCUUUUUUGCCAUGAUUUAUGUGACCGCUUACUAGCCUACUCAUCUUACGGACACUUAUCGCGAGCUACGGCCUACGAAAUGUGCAGCUAAGUGCAACCCUUGGUGGUGCCGAUGUUGCUGAAAUCGGAGACUGCUUUGUUGUCCUGUAUUCAUGUACACAUCAUGUGUUCCAUUACUGUGGCCUGUCGCAAGUUAAUACUGGCUUACAUCAACGCAAAACUGCUCAUCUGCUCUUAAGCGCGACCGCGAUGCAGCAGCGAGCGCAGCAACGCCUCACGACUCGCCCCUUCCCAUGAUGCCGCGCGUUAGAACUCGCCUUCGCUGUCCGCGGUGCUGAAGCUGCGCGUGCCGGUGCCUCGACCAAAGGGGGAGGAAAGAAAAAUAAAUAAAUAAAUAAAUAAAUAAAGCUGAGCUCAGUCGCGCGAGGUGUCCUCCCUCAUCUCGUGUCCACCAAUUCAACGCUGUUGUUCGACAGAAACAUUCGAACGAUCGUGUAGAUUCUACACUGUUUUUCGCUCCAUUUUUUUCCUCGUUCCUUCUCGAUUCGUUUAGCGCCGAAGAUCAUUUGCGCGUGGUUGGUGUUAUUUAAGACGUCUCCAGGUUAUUGUCGCUCGAUCUCUUGCUCGCUGCUUGACUCGCGUCCUUUAUGCACAGCACGCUGCUCCAGCCCUUAAAGAGAACACAGGCGUCCGUGUCCGAACAGCAUGGACUGCUGCAGUCGCGCGUACUGAGCGAGAUGGAAGCAAAGCAGCACUCGAUCAAGAGCCUGAAAAGCUAUCCGGAGGCGGGGGGUCGGAGCCUGGCCGCGGCUGCGGGUGGAGACGGCGGCGGGGGAGGGCAUCGCGUCGGUAACGCGGAAACGGAGAUGGAGGCUAAAAUCCAGAAAGCGAUUGGCUUCAAACAAGAGGGCCAUCGUUGCUACAAGGAGAAGAAAUUCCGGGAAGCUAUCGGGAAGUACCACAGGGCUUUGCUACAGCUGAAGGGGAUACACGUCGUCGAUGGGACCACCGGGUCCGAGGUGAACCUGCUGAGCCAAGCAGCGGCCAAACUGACAGAAGAGCAGCGAAGAGCCGUCGAAAGCACGGAGAUCGAAUGCUACGACAGUCUGACAGCGUGUUUGCUUCAGUCCGAGCUCGUGAAUUACGAGCGCGUGAAGGAAUACUGUUUGAAGGUGCUGGGCCAUCAACAGGACCACUUCAAAGCCAUGUACCGCGCGGGCAUCGCCUUCUACCACCUGGGAGACUACGACUGUGCCCUCCGCUACCUCCGGGAUGCCAAGAGCCGCGAGCCCACGGACACAAAUGUGCUGCGCUACAUCCAGCUGACGGAGAUGAAGAUGAGUAAGAGUGGGCAGCAGGUGCGGGAGGGCAACAAAGAGGCUCUGGGUUAACAGCCUGUCUGCUCGGCCUGGCCCCGCCCCCUGCCCCGCCCAUGCACCGCCAUAUGGCCAACCCCCUUCCCACAAAUUGCUCCCCUUCCCCCUCUGCAUACCUCUCCUCCCAUGGACAAGCAGGACACCUGCGCUGUGUCCUUCUCUGAACAUUCAUUCCUAUGGCACAGAUGCUGACAAGAAGCCCCUUCGACUCUCCCCCUAUCGCUCUGAGUCCUUUUCGUCCCUUUAAAAUCAACUGCCCCGGUGCUUUCCGUUUCCCAGGUACUGACUGACAAGCCAACAACCGUAAGGGGGGGGGGGGGGGAAAUCCAUCUUUGAAAAAGCAAAAAGAAAUGCUGUAUUAUAACUGUAGAAAUGGUAACAGUCUGAAGAUUAGCAUUCCCACAGCCACCUUUUCACGGACAUUGCGUUAUAUUAUUUGGGAAGUUCAAAGAGCAGUGGAGGGUAGCUGUAGAGAGACGGAGGUGUGUUACCGCACGUAUGGUUACUAUCUUUAACCCCAACAGAAGAGCACACAUAUCACAGCCACAGCGCUAUGGCAUAAUGGACGCUAACUAGGGCCUAGGACUAAGCAAAUGACCUUUGAACUCAAACCGACUGCAUUGAAGGGCGUUUCGUCUAUCCCCCCAAGCCCCUACCGCUUCUCUCCCUGGGCUGAAGAGAGUGGGAGUGAGGGUGGUCUUUCAAAAUAUGAUUUCCAUCUUGCUGGAUACUGCUGACACCUAUCUGCAUUUACCUGCUUUUGUUCUUAUUUUCCUUUCUCUCUCUCUCUCUCUCUCUCUCUCUCUCUCUCUCUCUCUCUCUCUCUCUCUCUCUCUCAAAAUCGGGCAUAUAAUUGAGUUUCAGAACUGUUUCACUUUAAGGGCUAACUCAAGUGUUUGUAAUUUGUCCUUUAAUACCCAGCGCUUUUCUCUUUCGGUUGACUGUUCACUGGUCAUUGUACAGUACUAAGAGUCCUUAAAGCAAGCUUGUAAUGUUUGUCUUUCUCCCACGAACAAAAAAAAAAAAAAAAGCAGAUUUGCUCUCCUGAUGUUAACAGGUGUUCUGUGAACCCAAACUUUUAAUUUGUUGCCCAUUUCCUUUGACACACAGCAAAACGUAAGCGCCUCACCAUCCCUACCAGGGACCGACCACUAUUCCUGACCAAGGCAAAUUCUUACAUAGCACAAAAUUCAGACAGAGAUAAAACAUGUAGUGCAGCUGUCCACUGUACUGAAGCACAUCUGCUCUAAGGAUUAUCUGCCUACAAGCAUGUACUGCUUGUCUCUUCAAGCAUUUUUUAGUUUUAGCUAUACAUGAUCAGAUUAAUCAUGAACAACUCCUGGUUUUCCUAAACAGUUUGUAGCUUGUACCAAUCAAUUUUGAUACAUAUUCUUUUAUAUAUUGUUUUAUCAGUCUGUUUAAAAUGUCAUCCAUCUUAUAGUGUUGCUGUUAGUAAUGUACCAAAAUAAGUGACAAACAAAAAAUUUUUGCAGGAAUGCACAAGUUCAUUGAAAUUAGCCCACUAGCUCUCGAUGACUUUACCAAACCUAGUUUUGUUUAACCUUUGUUUUUAACAUUGGAGUCAUUAUCAUUGUCCAUUAAAUGGACAAUUCUGGCUUCAUUCACAACUUGAACUGGAAGCAGCCAUAUUUAGUCCCGUUCCUGCAUAUAAAAUCAGUGUGCGAAUGGGACACUCGCUAUCCAAAAUGCAGGCACUUUUGACAGGAGUCAUCGCUCUUAGUUUUCAGCUUGCAUUAGCAGCGUCGUAGCUGGAGAUGGCCAGGGCUGCCAUUUCUACGUGACCUAAUACGAGCCGCAGAGAUAAUUGUGUCAGUGGGGCUCUGGGGGGAUUUGUUGCGAGCAAGGAUUUAGAUAAGGAGGGACAGUGAGGUGAUGUUGAACACAGAGAAGGGUGGAGUCUGACCCAACCUUUUGCUGCCAGGGGCGAUUGCAGGGGACGUGAUGCUCUCUCUUCUCCAUGGCUCCCUCACUUUCCACGUCCUCCUGUGACAUUGUAAUUCUGCUUGUCUUUGUCUUUCUAGUUCUGCUUUCUAUUUUUUAAAUCUCUGUUUCUUUUGUUCCUUUAGUUAUUUUCUUUCACUUGUAGAGAACAAAGACGAUACUGACGCAUUAAUGGAGUCUUGGUUGUGAGCACUGUUAGCCAUGUCUCUUAUGCCCAUGUGUGCUGGCUCUCCCCGGUUAAGUCUACACAGAUAACACACUGAUAUCACAGGCCUGUGUGACUGUUGUCAUGUGACAACCACAAAAGCACAAAGUGAGAGGCUGAACGGACAAACGAACAAAUUACCCAUGCUUGUUCCCUUCGAUGUCACGUGAGGUAGAUGUUUGUUGAGUGUUCAGGUAGAUACGUGUGGCUUUGAAACAGUUGUAGAAAACAAUGGCUGUGGAAAGCUUUAUUUUCCUUUUCUUGUUUUAUCAUUAUAUGAGAAAGUAACUGAGAAAUAAAAUAUAAUAAAAGAGAUUAUGAAAAAGCUAUUUAAGAUCAAGAGGAGGACCUCGGUACCUGUAUAUAUGUUACAGAUUUCUUUUCUGUUUAUUGACUUUUUAUGUGAUGUCAUACCUUUGCUCUGAACUGUCCUUGGGUUUGGAUUAUGCCCUUUGACCUCCCAAGUGGACGUUCAUCUAAACUGGAAUAAACAUUCUGAGGGUGAGAGAGGGAUGAUUUGAGCAAAGCAGGGAAAGGGGGCGGAGACCGUGCCGACCUGAGCCAGACAGAAAGCCUCACUGCUCCCCUGCUGGUUUUCCCUUCCUUUGCCUGUUCUGGAGAGAGAGAAAGUGACUCAGAUCCUCUGGUAAUUAUGGUUCUAAGCCUCACCAUCUUGCUGUUUCAUUCUUCUCCCCCUCUUAGGGGAGAGGUCUUACUGGUUUUUUCCAACCAAAUUGGAAGACCUGAGAACUAGUUACAUUUACCUGCAAGCCCAGGAAUGCACUAUUGAUUGGUAUUUUAAAGACUACAAAAUAAACUAAGGAAAGAAAAACA